This is a messenger RNA of Adineta ricciae, 1992 nucleotides long. The record is from the annotation of a GenBank genome assembly. NCBI's taxonomy places the organism in Eukaryota, Metazoa, Rotifera, Eurotatoria, Adinetida, Adinetidae.
AUGAGCAGCGAACGUUGGAAACAAUAUUUUGAUUUCACAGCAAUUGAUAAUAACAGAACCAACGGUUAUUGUAAACUGUGUGAACGUAAUUACAAGGACAAAGUUGGCAUUUACAGUAAUUUUCUGAAGCAUUUGAAACGAAGCCAUUCUCGUGAAUACAGUCGAAUUUUUUCGAACGACAAUGAACAUUCUUCAGAAAGCACUUCCUUGGAAAAUACAGAUCAACAAUCGUCAGAUUUAUCGGUGUGCAAGUCAAAGCAAAAUCGAAUAAAUGCAGCAAUUGCGAAAUUUUUAAUCAUUAAGUGCAAUUUUCCGCUGAGUAUAGUGGAAAAUGCAUCAUUUCGCGAUUUUCUGAAGGAAUGCUCAAUCAAAUGGAAUCCGAUAUCGGUGAAAACAUUGAAAUUUGAUGCACUCCAUCAAUGUUUGGAUAAGGUGUCGACAACAAUUUACCAAACAUUACAAGAAGUCGAUUAUAUGACUUUAACUAUUGAUGGAUGGUCAGACAGAAAGUGUCGAUCGUUUCUAGGCAUCACUUCUCAUUUUAUUAAUGAGAAAAUUCAACCGGAAGCGUAUCUAAUCGACUUCGUGCGAUUGAAAUAUCCGCAUACUGGUGAAAAUAUUCAUCACAUUACGGAAUCGGUGUUGGAUCGUCUCAAUAUCAAAGAAAAAAUUUACCGAAUAGUCACUGAUAAUGCCUCAGCCAUGAUUAAAGCUUAUAAAUUUGGUUUAACAGUUAGUGAUGAUGCCAACGAUGAUGAUAUCACACCAUUCUCUGAUGUUCGCGACUUGUCCGGUGAUGAUAACGAUGAUAUCGAUGUCACUGAUUUCCAUCUUAUCAACGUUCAAUAUGAUGAUGAUAAUGAUGUUCACAUGUGCGAUAAUCCUUCUGAUGUACGUCUUGCAUGUUUUGCUCAUACGAUGCAGCUAUGUAUUCGAGAUGGCCUGAAGAAGGCAACUUAUGUACCCAAAGUGCUUGGAAAAUGCAAAGGUGUCGCGAAGUUUGCACACAAGUCAUCCAAAAUAGCCGAUUUGUUGGAACAAUUGAACAAGAGUAUACACAAAUACAAUUUAACUAGAUGGAACAGUGAAUUUAUGUUAAUCAAAUCGAUUUUUUCAAUUGGUAAAGAUGAUAUGGAUUCAAUUACAAGCUCAAUGGAAAAUCCAAUCAAGUUUUCAAGCAAUGAUUUCGUGGUUUUGGAAGAAUUAAUUGAUGUCCUGGAUCCAUUUUGUGAUAUAUCAAUAAAAUGUCAAGCUGAUCACGCUGUUACAGCCAGCUUGGUUGUUCCAUCUAUCACACAUUUACUUGGACACCUUCGAGAUAUGAAAGAACAUGUUAAAUUUGCUUCGAAACUUGUUCAACAUCUUCAGGAGAGUAUUAACACUCGUUUCUCUGGUAUGAUAAACAGAUUGCACCUUAUUGAUGUUACUGACAACGGUCAAUUUGGUGAUCCGCUAUAUUUUGCUGCCGCAGUGUUAGAUCCAGCGUUCAAAUUCUACUGGGUUCGAGAUUUACAGUUACCUGCUCAAGCAGAAAAUUCUUUAAAGCAAAAUAUCAUUCGAUUGAUCAUUGAAGAAAUGAACAAGGAUACGAGAACAACGAUCAAUGACUUGGAUCAAAGUAGCAUUUCAUCAUCAUCAUCGUCAUCAUCAUGCUGCUUCUCCACUAGUAAACCAAAAAGGCGAAAGUUAUUCCAUUAUGACGAAAACGAUAAUGGUAAAUUGAAUGAAUCAACAAGUCUUGAUCCAGCUGUCGAAUUAGAUGCGUAUCUAAAUGAUCCAAUUCGGACGAGUUUUUCUGAUUACUGGUUUCAUUCUCAGCUGCAUAUGUUAAAAAAAUUAGUCAAACGCAUAUUUUCCGUCCAAGCAUCUUCAGCGCCUAUCGAGCGCGUCUUUUCACAAGCCGGUAUCAUAUUUUCAAAUAAGAGAACAAACUCAGGCGAAAAGUUAUUCCGCGAUUUGGUCUACCUUCGUGUUAAUCAAAAUUUGUUAUGA